CCAAGCCUUGCUUUCCUAUUACGUGACCAGGAACGCACUUCAUGUCCGUUGCGAGCCGGGGCGCUUCGGUCUGACGCUUUCUUCACCUUUCUCAGGGAAAUCGAUGGCCAAGUGUACGUGGGAGAGGUGAAGGAGAAAGAGACAGCCAAGAAACAGUAUGAAAAGGCCGUUUCCUCAGGACAGACGGCCGGGCUGGUCAAGGCUUCCGGCAGGAAGAUGGAGACAUUUUCGGUGUCGGUCAACAUCGCGGCCGAAAGUAACGUGACUUUCGUUUUGACCCACGAGGAGCUGCUUCAGCGGAAAUUGGGCCAGUAUGAGAUCCUGACCCGGGUGAAACCCAAACAACUUGUCCAGGAGUUUCAGAUCGUCGCAAACAUCUACGAGCCUCAAGGCAUCGCUUACGUCGAGACCCAUGCCACGUUCCUCUCCAAUGAGCUGCUCCCCCUGGUGGAAAAAACUGUCACCGAGAAGAAGGCACACAUUGCCUUCUCGCCCAGUCUGGAUCAGCAGAGAAAAUGUCCAGGCUGUGAUGGAACACUGAUCGAUGGAGAUUUCGUCAUCAUGUACGAUGUGAAACGCACCUCGAGCCUCGGGGACAUUCAGGUCAUCUGUGAACUU
Molecule: messenger RNA, 618 nt
Organism: Hippocampus comes (tiger tail seahorse)
Lineage: Eukaryota; Metazoa; Chordata; Actinopteri; Syngnathiformes; Syngnathidae
Product: inter-alpha-trypsin inhibitor heavy chain H3-like
Exons: 4
Source: RefSeq, a predicted model, not a curated record